CACAUGAGAGAGAGACAGACAGAGAGAGAGAGACAGAGAGAGAGAGAGCUUUCCAGUGUUUAUUAGAGUUCACUAGUUCACCUCAGCUCACACUGAGGUCCUGCUUUAGGAUACAUCACUGGAAAACUUUGGAAAACUCUGAAAAACUCUGAAAAACUCUGGAAAACCACUGGAAAACUCUGGAAAACCUCUGAAAAACUCUGAAAAACCUCUGGAAAACUCUGAAAAACUUUGUUAAACUCUGGAAAACCGGACUGGACUAUACCCAGCUUCCAAAUAAACUGGAGAAAGACCAGCCCUGACCUUCCACCCUCAUCAUCGUCAUCACCCUCAUCAUCAUCAAUUUUGUUGCAUCAGGCCUGGGAUCCUCCAGCCCUGCUCUGGUACUGAACUGGUCAUGGUCGGAGCGGUCAGAAGGUCAGGAUGAUUUCUCAGUACCCGCUGGCAUCACUGCUGCCCUGGCCUCCUCUACCACUCUGCCUGGAUCUGGACCGGGAUGGAGGAGGUGUGGCCCUGCAGAGGUACCAGCCCCGAUCCCCGGAGAGCAGCACACGACACUGGAGUUCAGUGCAGGACUGGGGGGAGGAGGUGGAGGAGGGCGCCGUUUACAGCGUCACUCUCAAGAGGGUCCAGAUCCAGCAGGCCGCAAACAAAGGAGCUCGAUGGCUGGGGGCGGAGGGUGAUCGUUUACCCCCGGGUCACACGGUCAGUCAGUUGGAGACGUGUAAAAUCCGAAGUAUCCGAGCGGGAACACUGGAGCGGCUUGUGGAGACGCUACUGACAGCAUUCGGAGAUAAUGACCUCACCUACACCAGCAUCUUCCUGUCCACAUACAGGGCCUUCGCCAGCACCCAGAGCGUCCUGGAGCUGCUGCUGGACAAGUACGGGAACAUGGAGGACUGUAACAGAGAGAGCAGUCCUCUUCAAGCAGGAGAAAGCAGAGGAGCUGUGAGAACUGCGUUAGCGUCAAUCUUGCGAGCGUGGUUGGAUCAGUGCCCUGAGGAUUUCCAGGAGCCACCGUCGUACCCCUGCCUGACCAGGGUGUUGGACUUCCUGCAGAAGGCCAUGCCCAGCUCAGAGCCCACGCGCCGGGCACAGAGCCUGCUGGAGCAGCUGCAGAGCCAGACCAGCCUGGAGAGCGACACUGAUGGAGGCUUCCAUGGGAAUAGUCCGUUCUGCCUGGGCGAAGACGAGGAAGUGGAGAUCGAGGUGCAGGAGGACUUCCUGAGCUUUAGCGCCGACCUGGUGGCCGAACAGCUCACCUACAUGGACGCGCUACUGUUUAAGAAGGUGGUCCCGCACCACUGUUUGGGCUCAGUUUGGUCACAGCGAGACAAAAAGGAGAACAAGCAGGCCGCGCCCACCGUCCGCGCCACCAUAACCCAGUUUAACGCUGUGGCCGGCUGUGUGGUCAGCACCGUCCUCCACCAGCGCCACCUACGGCCACACCUGCGGGCUCGCAUCAUCCAGCGCUGGAUUGAUGUCGCACAGGAGUGUCGAAUCCGUAAGAACUUCUCCUCCCUCAAAGCGAUCGUCUCAGCCCUGCAGACCAACCCCAUCUACAGGCUGAAGCGAGCCUGGGCCUGUGUGCACAAAGACAACAUGCAAGUGUUUGAGGAGCUUUCUGACAUUUUCUCUGAUCACAACAAUUACCUGACCAGCCGAGAGCUGCUGAUGAGGGAAGGAACGUCAAAAUUUGCCAAUCUGGAGAACUGCGCCAAAGAGCAUCAGAAACGCUCUCAGAAGAGACUCCAGCUACAGAAAGAUGCGGGGGCGAUGCAGGGGACGAUUCCUUACCUUGGCACAUUUUUAACAGACCUGACGAUGCUGGACACGGCACUGCCAGACCUGGUAGAGGGUGGUCUCAUCAACUUUGAGAAGAGGAGGAGGGAGUUUGAGGUGAUCGCUCAGAUUAAGCUCCUGCAGUCUGCCUGUAACAGUUACUGCCUCAGCCCUGACUCAGCGUUCCUGCGCUGGUUUAAGAGCCAGUCCCAGCACACUGAGGAAGAGAGUUAUGCUCUGUCCUGCGAGAUUGAAGGUCUGGGAGACAGCAGCCCUACAUCGCCCAAGUCCCGCACCAGCAUGGUGAAAAGACUGAGCCUGCUUUUCCUGGGAGUGGAUGCCACAGCUGCGAGCUCACCGGUGAGAGAAACGCCGAGGUCGCCUCCUACUGGCAGCUCCGGGGAGAGCAUGGACUCGGUCAGCGUGUCCUCCAGUGACUCAAGUCCCUCAGACAGCGAGGGCAUGACGCCUACGCACACGCUUCACUCUCAGAUGAAGAAGAUGUCCGAGUCUUCCUCCUGUACCUCUCUCCAUUCUAUGGACACCUCCUCCUCCUCUGCGAGCGGUCCAGCAUCUCUCGCCUCUCCAGCACUUCCAGGCUCCGCCCCCUGCACUCAUCGCCGCUGUGUCUCGCUCACCCCCCUCUCCCCGUCCUCCCCCUGCUCGCCCUGCCUGCCCCCCGCCUACAACACCCAGGCCCACGACGCCUGCAUCAUCAGAGUCAGCCUGGAGCAGGGCAACGGAAACCUGUACAAGAGCAUCAUGCUGACCAAUCAGGACAAAACCCCAGCCGUGAUCAGCAGAGCCAUGGCUAAGCACAACUUGGAAGAGGAGCAGGCAGAGGACUAUGAGCUGGUCCAGGUCAUCUCUGAUGAGAGAGAGCUGGUGAUCCCGGACAACGCCAACGUCUUCUACGCCAUGAACACCUCGGCCAACUUUGACUUCGUUCUGCGCGCGAGAGGCUCCGAGAGACGGCCGGUUCAGCUGCGUUCUCGCUGCAGCUCCACACUCCCACGAGCACAGCACCGAGCCAGCCUGUCCCUCAGGCUCAGCAAGGUCACACUGUGACCUUAGACCUUAGUUAGACCUGGGGCCUGGAGCUGGGGUCAGCGGAGGACUCGUAUUAUUACUAUUACUCUUACCUGUCUGUGGAGAGUCUACGUUUAAAUUGGAGUAAAUUGGAACGGUGCCUGUGGAGGACUGCCAUGAGAGUGCAAUAACACCCAGAAAACGCCAGUCAGUGUUCCUGACCUGCUUCUUAGCGCUUGAAUGAAUGUGUUUUUUUGUUUUCCGUUAUUAUUAUUUCAGCACUGUUAAAAAAUAUACAUUUCUAAGUUCUUUUUAGGGGAACCUUUUAGGUUCUUUCUUUUUUUUUAGUUUGAAACUUUGGAGGAACCCCUUUAGAAUAAAAAUAAUUAAUUAAAAAAAUAAAUUGAAGCCUCCUCCACAGUUUUAAACUGAAGAAACUCUAAAAAGUCUUCUAGAAACUUAGAAUUUUUUUUUAUAUUUUAGCAGUCUGCCCUCCAUUCGCAGGCUGUGCCUUCUUCAGUCCUGUUGCCUUGAGCUGCUCCCUGUGCUGUAUCCUGGUUCAGAAGGGUCACAGAGGAGUUCUUAACCAUGACCCUUAAAGAAGAGACUGUGGACUCUGAUUGGACCUCUGUAGCUGGAGGAUGGAUGUUUUGGAGAAAAACCCAAGUCGUUGUCAGUAUUCAGCUCUUAAUUAGAGCGUUUAUAUGUAUAUAUAUAUAUAUAUAUAUAUAUGUGUGUAUAUGUCUAUGUGCUGGAAAUCGGACAAAAAGACUUCUUCUAUUGCCUUUAUAAUGAUGAUGAAGAUGAUGAAGAUAAAGAAAGGAUUAUCGCAUCAGUAUUUGAAGUGAUCGUUGGGAUCUGUGAUGUAAUAUGCCUUUUUUUUCCCCUCCGUGUCCUCGUGUGUGCACUGUGUGGACAGCUUGGACAAUAUGGACAGUAAGGACAGUGUGGACAACAGCAGCAGCAGCAUCUUUGAGGACAUUAAUACAUCUAAAGACAUUAAUAUUAUAAUUAUUAGAGUGACUUUAUAGUGCUGUCCUGCUGCCUCUUCCCUGCAGUCUCUUUAAAAAUCUCUAAACCUCUCUAUAACGACCUUGUGUCUCUCAUAUUGUGAGCUGUGUGACGAAUGCAGAAAUGCAGCAUUCUGAUUGGUUCUCGCCGGGCUUUAUUAAGUCUGUGGUGUGUGAAUAUUAACGUUUGGAGUGGUGCCUAGCAGGUGGUCGUACCGAUAGGAAGGGUGGCCACGCUUGAAUCUGGACUGAGCUAAGAGCUGAGCUCUGAUUGGUUGCACUUGCUAGUAGAGGAGCUAGUGGGAGGAGCUUGAGAAAAGAAAAGAAAAGAGAGGAUGAGAGAGAGAGAGAAAGAGGAUCCACUAUUGCAAUCUUCCUCCCGCUCCUUACAUCCAGUAGGAAUGACGGACUUUAGUGAUUUUAUAUGUAUUGUAUGUUUUGUAUGACUGAAGGAAAACAAAAAUAGCUGUAAUAUUAUUAAGAGAAGGAUUUACUAUGUUUUUUAUUGAUUUGUAACUAAAAAAAAAUGUUAGAAAAGAUGUGAAAACUGUGAAGCCAUGAAGCCGUGACUGUAUAAUGAUAGGUUUUCGAUGUUAACUGACCCCAGUAAUGUCCUUCAGGACCCCCGGCUAGUCCACGUUUUCAUACACACUUCAUUAUAUUACUACUACUUCAUCUACUACAUCUUUAAAUAAUUAUUAAUAAUGAUUUUUUAUCAUAAUACAUUUGUAAAAACAAUUAAUAAUAUAUAUAUAUAUAUACACAGUGUAAAAGGCAGGGUUGUCAAGGUCAAGUUGACUACUUAUAAUGUUACUUAUUAUAUGACUGUUAUUAUUACUAUAUUAUCAGUACUGUAUUAAUUGUUAUUUUUAUUACUACAAUAAUUAUUUAUUGCUACUACUAUAAAGGUGGCCUUUAACACUUUUAUUUAUUAUUAAUUAUAUUACAAUGGUGUAUGUCUCUACUAUUACUAAUAUACCUAAAAAUGAUAGUAUAUCAUAUAAAAUAUAUAAUAUAUUCUCGCUGUCCAAUGAAAAACAUGUAUCUCCAAAACAGCAACGAUAUGAUAUAACCUUUGUAACUUUCAAUGGAAGUAAAAAAAAAAAAAAAAAAAAAAAGAAGAAGGAAAAGAGUUUAAAGCAGGUAAUUUUGAAGAAUUUCUAUUGGUCCAUUCUUUAAGAAAUUCUGAGAGAGUGUAUAGAAAUAUUUGUGUGUUCAAAUUGUAUUGUAAACUUAAAAAAAAAAGAAGGAAAAAAAUGAAGACAGUGACGAUAUAUAAAUUAUUUAUUAUAUAUAAUAUACUAUUAUUUUUAGAAGUAGUAGUAAUAGUGAGGACAUAUACCUUUUUUUAAAUAAUUAAUAGUAAGUGUUUAAGGCCACCUUUAUAGAAGUAGUAAUAAAUAGUAUGAAAAAUAUUGUAGUAAUAAAAAUAAAUACAAAUAAAUACAAUAUUAAUAUUUUAGUAAUAAUAACAGUAAUGAUGGUGAUGGUGGUCAUAAUUAGUAACGUAAUAAGUCAACUUGAGACAACCCUGCCGUUUACACUGUUAUUACUUGUUUUCAUGAGUUUAUUAGUUAGUCUAAAUAUAAACAUUUAAAUAUAAAUAAAUAUACAUUUGUAAGAUACAAGUGAAAGGGGUGGGAUUUUGCCAGUCACCCUCGUAAUACAACGUAAUAAGAAUAAAUCAUACAAUAAUAAUUGGAUUGUAAUUGUAAUAAGAAAAAGUAAAAAAUAAUAGUAAUGGUUUAAAUAAUGGUAAUAUUAGUUGUAUAUUGAUAAAAAUAGUAGUACUAACAGCAGUAGUAGUAGUAGUAAUAAUAACUGUUUUAAGUGUGUAAUUCUAUAAUUGGUUAAAAUGUGGACUAGUCUGAGGGUCCUACAGACCUGAGUGGAGAAACUGCCCGCCUAUAUUGGUCAGUACGGAUCUUAAGCACACUUUAUUCUCCUGACUGAACACAGUGAAAUAUGAUCACACUAACUUUCCCACUUUUUAUGCACUAAGCUAAUUAAUUAUUCCCAUCAGCCUUUAAUACAGUGUUUUAUUCACUGAAAGCUUACUGGCUACUGGCUCCACUAUUCGUUUAACACCCCAACAGCCUCUCCUCACGUUCUGCACGGGUGUGUUUCUGACUUUUAUACACUUUAUUAAUGAGUUUAAAGGUGUAAAGAUGAGUUAUGGUUGAGUGUUUCGGAUGUGGAAGAAUAGGAGGGGUAGCACUAGUCUGUGCCCUACAGAGUACAGUGUAUACGGUAGGAGGGGCUAGGGUCGUCCACCAAUAUGUGAUCAUUUAUAUAUAAAUAACUGGUUAAAAUGUGUAAAUAUAUACAAAUAUGUCAUUCAGAGUGGAUUUUUGUGAAUUGUUAUGUUUUAUAGAAAUAUACAUCACAGUUGGGGUCAAUUGGAAGAGUUAGAAAAAUGGUUAAAAGCUCCUCUAAAAGCAAAUUUUAAAGCCAGAAUUUCAGAUAUUGACACAACACCAGUUUUUUUUUCUUCUUCUAUUGUUUAGAAUGUUCAACAAAAGCCUGCCUUAGCUCACUUAAAUUAUAAAUGGCUUAAAAACAUGAUUUUUAUACCAAGCAUGGUUUCUGGUUCAUUUAAUUCAGCCUAGACUGUCUCUUUAGUUAGGUUGGACCAGUUUAGACCAACAUGAUUUAUUAUAGUUUUUUUUAAAGAGCUUCAGAUUAAUAUAUAAUUUUAAAAGUACAAUAUUUACCCCCCAAAAAGUUCUAUGUAUUUUUCACUUUAUUUCACCAUCACUAUUAUGACAAUGGGACCAAUCCCCACACCACUGUACAAAAGCUGUUCCUCCACAUCCACUCUGAAUGACUGUAUUUACAUCAUAAAUACUGAAUUGAACAGAUUUAAUACAAUAAAAAUGGUGGAAUUCGUCUUGAAAGUGCUAAAAACAUCUGGAGCCUGAAUUUUAUAAGCUUUGUUGAGCUUAAGCAGUAAAAAAUAAGGCCAUUAGUUCUGUUCGGCUUUCUUUCUACAGCAUUUAUUUUAUUUUAUUUCAUUCUGUUUUACAUUGUCCUGCUAACACACACACACACACACACACACACUGCCCUGCAGUCCUGCAGUGUUCCUGCAUGGUUCUCAUGGUUCUAAUAAUUCUCAGUCCUGUAAUAAAUAAAUGUGCCAUAUGUA
This is a messenger RNA of Astyanax mexicanus (Mexican tetra), 6969 nucleotides long. It is a transcript of the gene rgl1, whose product is annotated as ral guanine nucleotide dissociation stimulator-like 1. Gene Ontology annotation, cellular component: plasma membrane. Gene Ontology annotation, molecular function: guanyl-nucleotide exchange factor activity. NCBI's taxonomy places the organism in Eukaryota, Metazoa, Chordata, Actinopteri, Characiformes, Acestrorhamphidae. Gene Ontology annotation, biological process: Ras protein signal transduction; positive regulation of GTPase activity. Bases 424 to 2850 code for a protein of 808 amino acids. The record is from RefSeq and is a predicted model, not a curated record. The transcript has 18 exons.